AUGCACCAGCAGAGUUUCUGGGAGCAGCUGGCGACCGCUUGUGGGGGCGCUGGCGUGCUGCUGCUCCUCCCAGCUGAAUUCCAGAAGGAGCACGCGCGACGGCUUAAAAUCGAGGAUAGGGCUACACUGUUCACCAGCAUUGCGGCGAGGCAUCCAAACUUGAAAUACGACAUCACGGUCCUCACUGAUCUUUUAUCAUACUAUUACUACAACAAAGUUUUGCCAGAGUGGCAGAUACCUUUAGAGAAUUUGCCUGAAGCAGACAUCGCUACCCGUCGGCAAAGAGGACUGCGGGAACUGGUUCUUUUUGACGUCACUUCGCACUUUGCGUCGGAUGGAGGAGACUCGGCAACGCCUCCGAAUACACCGUCGCUCAAUCCUCUUAUUGAUCCAAGCAUGCUCGAUUACGAAUAUACGGAAGACCAACCCAUGGAUUUUACGCCGUUUUCGUCUGGCCAUGGGCAAGAAUUCAUCCCUCCCAACCCAGAAGCCGUGCAAGAAGGUUUAGGUAUUGCCAGCGAUGUGGAUGAAAGCAUGCAUGAGCUCUCGUGCACGGGAAUCCCGGGAAUUAUUUUAGAUGAACAAGCAACAAUACCACUUUGUAUACUGCUUUCGUCUUCGGUAUCGGAUUUGUCGUUACAAUAUGCUGCCACUUCAUUGUCGAGUCGUUCACGACACCGUACUCAAAAGCAUAGGAAUCAACGAAUAAUUUGUGAUGACGUGCGUGUUUGUCUGAGAGUAGCCGUUAGGUACUUGCGGCGCAAGGUCGCAUCAGAAGACGUGCCAGUACCGAUGGCGGCACGCUUGCCAUUCAUCAUUGGAUUGGUGCAGUCUGCACUCAGUAGGAUCAACCUAUCGAUCGAUGGAUGGCGCGCCCACAAUCGCAGAGAAUACGUUGCUGUCUGCGGACACUUCGUCGACGACAAAGGCCACCCUCGAACACUACUCCUCGGUUUUCCACGACGUCAUGGCGGUCAUACUGGCAACGACCUCGCAGAGCUGGUAAAACCAGUGAUUCUGCAGUACGGCAUCGGCGAGAAGCUCGGCUCCUUCGUCAUGGAUAACGCCGGAGAUAACGCCAAAUGCCUCGAGGCGUUACAGCGUUCCUUACCCUCGAAUUACAUGAUUGAGCGUGCUCUUAAGUGUCGCCCUGCUAUCGAUCUCUACCAGGCGCAAUGGAGGUCUCCAGAUAAAAACGACAGGCACGAGAACGACUUUCUCGCCGAGGCUGACUGGCAGGAGCUUGAGCUUUUCUAUACACUCUUGCAACCGUUCGAACGACUGACGAAGCGACUGCAGGGUCGGGCAGAGAGCGAGGGCAACGAGGGUGGUCAAGGUUCUGUGUGGCAAGUUCUCUAUGCCAUGGACUUUCUGCUCACAAAGCUUGAGAGCGUUAAAGAAGAGAUUGACAUCAUGGACGCGGAUAGCGAGGGUGCUCUUCCUCCCUACUACUCUGCUGGCGUGCUCGCUGCAUGGUCAAAGAUCAACGCGUACUAUGAGCUUACGGACCAGUCUCCAAUCUACCGCAUGGCCAUCGCCCUCCACCCGGCCUACCAAUUCGAAUACUUCAGGGAGAAGUGGUGGAAACGAGAGGAGUGGAUAAAGACAGCAAAAAAGGAGCUCAAUGUAUAUUACGACCGCUUCGCUGCAGCCACGGUGGCCACUGAGCACGUCGACCAAGCAGAGACCUCUCCUUCUUCCUCGCCGACGAGCGAUGAUGAAUUUGACGCCUGGGGCCAUACAACUGAUCGACCACACCGUGGCAAGAGGAGGAAGGUGGAGACUGAGUGGGAGAUAUGGGUAAAGCAGGUGCCCUCGAAGGAUGAGAUGAGCGUUAAGAACCCUCUAGCGUGGUGGGUGGACCGAGGCCACGUGUGGCCUGUUCUCAGCAAGCUUGCUCUUAACAUCUUCAGCACGCCAGCAAUGAGUGCAGAGCCAGAGCGUGUAUUUUCAGACGGUGGUGAACUCAUCACCGACAAGCGCAAUGGCCUCGGUGAUGAUACAGUUGAAGCUGAGAUGAUGCAGAAGAAUUGGAUUGCCUCCAAUAUCUUGCAGAGGAUUGCUACACCGCAAGGUCUCUAUGAAUUACCCGAUUAG
Beauveria bassiana ARSEF 2860 is the source of this 2097-nucleotide messenger RNA. Its product is annotated as transposase-like protein. Bases 1 to 2097 code for a protein of 698 amino acids. The record is from RefSeq and is a predicted model, not a curated record. The transcript is spliced from 3 exons. Gene Ontology annotation, molecular function: protein dimerization activity. NCBI's taxonomy places the organism in Eukaryota, Fungi, Ascomycota, Sordariomycetes, Hypocreales, Cordycipitaceae.